Molecule: messenger RNA, 171 nt
Organism: Mycotypha africana
Lineage: Eukaryota; Fungi; Mucoromycota; Mucoromycetes; Mucorales; Mycotyphaceae
Exons: 1
Source: RefSeq, a predicted model, not a curated record
AUGUGUGAUACAAACUGGUGUACUUACUGCGAUAAUGCUAUCCAUCCUUAUUCCAAUUCAUUGUACUGCUCCGAGUACUGUCUGCGUCAAGAUGCCCUCACACGCCAUCCCAUGUUAGGCUACGAUUACGCCGACUUGGAAGGAUUUCCUCACCAACAGCAACAGAAGCAA